Molecule: messenger RNA, 567 nt
Organism: Funneliformis geosporum
Lineage: Eukaryota; Fungi; Glomeromycota; Glomeromycetes; Glomerales; Glomeraceae
Source: the annotation of a GenBank genome assembly
AUGGUGCUCGGGAAAUAUCCAAUUUUAUUUCGAACUUUAAAAUUUUUAACAAUUUUAACUACUUUGGCUAUUAUAGCAUCAGAAAUAACGCAAUAUAAAGCAUUUACAUUAUACUCUACAAGUGAUACAAAUAAUAUCAUACAUGAAUUUCCCGAUGAUUAUUAUCAAAAUUCAAGAUCGAAUUUAUAUGGCAUAAAAAUAUUUUUUUAUAUUAUAUUGAUUUUGACGAUUAUUAUAAAUGGCAUACAAUUUGUUAAAUUUAAUAUGUUAUGGAGGGAAGGUCCUUCCAUUCGAGAUAUUGUAUUCGGAGGAGGAUUUGCAAUUGUAUGGAUAAUCGCCGGUUUAGUAAACGUAUUCGCGUAUUAUUAUGCACCAGAAUUAACUUGUCCCGGUUAUUCAAAAAAACAUCCAACAUCACAAAUUCCAUGGGAAUUACAAUUAAAAUGUAAAUUAUACUUGUCAAUUACUGCUUUAGCUUGGUUAAACGUUGUAAUAUUUUUUUUAUCUACUGCAUUAUAUUGGAAAUUAUGGAUCAAUAGAAAUAGAGAAACACUAGUGAUGCCAUAA